AUGAGGUGGGACCCAGUGUCGGCAAAGACCUCAAAUGGGCGGCACUAUGGUCUGUCGUCUGGUCGAUUGUUAUCCUGCUUUUCUAUAUCUCUUGGCGCUUUGAACCUCGUUUCGCUAUCGGUGCAAUCGCUGCCUCUGAUUCACGAUGUGUUGAUUACGUUGGGUGUCUUUUCAGUGUUCGUGAAGGAGAUCAACCUGCCGACGGUUGCCGCAUUUCUCACAAUUAUCGGUUACUCCUUGAACGAUACGAUUGUCGUUUUGAUCGUAUUCGUGAGAACAGCACACUGCUCAAAGGGACCGACUUUGCUGAAGUUAUCAACAGAAGCAUCAAUCAAUCUUUGA
This is a messenger RNA of Geodia barretti, 342 nucleotides long. NCBI's taxonomy places the organism in Eukaryota, Metazoa, Porifera, Demospongiae, Tetractinellida, Geodiidae. The record is from the annotation of a GenBank genome assembly.